Molecule: messenger RNA, 6709 nt
Organism: Phlebotomus argentipes
Lineage: Eukaryota; Metazoa; Arthropoda; Insecta; Diptera; Psychodidae
Gene: cv-c
Product: rho GTPase-activating protein 7
Exons: 17
Coding region: 811-5796 (1661 amino acids)
Biological process (GO): actin cytoskeleton organization; regulation of Rho protein signal transduction; signal transduction
Molecular function (GO): lipid binding; GTPase activator activity
Source: RefSeq, a predicted model, not a curated record
UCAUUCGCUAGCCUAUGCUCGGGGACAGUCAGUGUCUCAUCGGCAGUCGGGGUGCGAACAUAUGGUGUGCGCGCGUUGCUCACAAAUCUUCAUCCGUACUUGCACAAUUGGGAAUCGUGGAAAGCACUGCGAUCGCAUCUUCUUGUGCCCUCUUCGAUGCGUCAUCGAACUCUGUGGCGACAAACACGCCUGUCGCAAGCAAAUAAUUCGCUAAUUGCCUAACAAAGUGUCCCGCAAUCGCGCGCGAUCGUUUGAAAAAGCCCCACAUGAAAACUGUGUGUGCGCGCUCUCAGUGAUCAUAGGGGCUCCGCCGCGAUCCCCGAGGAAUUUCCACCACUGAUCCUCGGCUGUGAUCAGAGUUCAUCGCUGUGGCGUGUUACUUAUCGUAAAAUGUGUCAACAGAUGUGUGCGCUGAUCAAGUGUUGGGCAUAGUUGUGUUGCAAGAGCCACUGCCUACGAGCGGUCCAGCAUAUGCUGCAUGACAAUUAUUACAUAAAAUUUAUGAAUGGAGGCAUUUGAUAAUUUCAAGAGUAAAUAGGGAUCGUCAUGAUCAGUGAGUUGGUGCGCAGUGGAAAGAGUUAAUAUAGAAUUUAAUUGGUGACAUUCCAAUGCUUCAUUUUGAUAAUUUAUACACACUCGAAAAAUACGUGCUCUGUGGCAAUAGGCAGAUUGAGAGUCGCGCCGAGAUUGUGGCCAACACUUGAGGAUAUACAGUGGAAAAUUGUUGCUGAAAUAUGCCAGAUACUUAGCAUGGAUAUAUCAGUGGAAUAAAAGAAAUUAUCUGCAAGAAGCACCGUCAAUGGAGUGGCGAUGUCAGGAGCAAGCGACGUAGCGACAAUGGAGACUCCUCGUCCUGAACAAGUCGAGGAAUCCAAGAUGACAAGUGUUUCGCUGCGGAAGUCAGACGCUGACACAUCCUACGGCCGACACUUUCUGCUCGAGAACGACUUCAUGUACAUCGAUGACGACGCAGAUGAGGUGGACUCUGGCUAUGGGACCAACAAGGUUCUCUUCGACACGGAGCAGAGUACCAUCGCGCUCAGCGACCAGAGGAAUUCCACCAAUUCCAGCAAUUUGUCUCCACAGAAUCGCCAUGCGAAGGCCCAGGAGAAAGAAGACGCCGAAGAGGAACGAACUAAAGAACAUCACAGUGAUAGGAGACUCGAUGGGGACGACGAACAACGAUCUGCCAAAAUUGUGGACAUUCCGUUAAAUUGUGAUAGAAAGAAGGGAAGGACAUUGGUGAAAAUGGAGGACAUUGUGGCUGUUGAUGAGGAUCCAUAUGCUGAGCUUGAGAUGUAUUUGGAACGUGUAAAAAAAGAAAUAAAUGACGUCUUCGAGCAGCUCAACCAUAAAACGCACGGUGCAAAAGAUGAAGUGCUCCCAUACACUAAUAAUACGGAAGCAAAUAACGUGGAACGGAGAGGAGAUAACAAAUUACAGAACGAGGUGCGGUUAAUGAAAUCCGACGAUCUAGUAAUAAAAGAGGCAGAAGAUCCAGCCGAGAUCGUGAAGAAGCGAGAUCAGCGGGAGAAAAGAUGUGACCACACGACAAGAGCCAGUGAUGUGAGAUCGACAGAAACAUCCAUACUGCCGUGCUCGAAGGACAGGGAGAGAGCAAUGAUCAAUGAAUGGGCCGAUAGUGUAAUGAGAGAAUUCGAUGAGCUGGCUGAUGGGGAAAAGAAGCCGGCUCCUGCGGUGAACAGAAGGCAUAAUCGACAAUGGAAUGGCGCUCCUCGUGCUGACCAUCCGCAGCCAUCCAGUGACACUCUCGCGAACGGCCAAACUGAUUCCACUGGUUCAUCGCCGAUCCUUCGCAAUUCCUCAAGCACCGUGCUGAAGAUCGACGAGGAGACUGUCGAUGAGAAGCGAGAGAUCUCCACUCAAACUAGUCCCAAGCUCAAUGUGGUGAAGAAGGAAGUGUCUCCGGAUGCCUGGACUUCUGAAGAGUCCAUCCUUCGCGGAACGGACACUGUGGACGAGGACAAUAAGUCAACUUCCUCGUCUGCUGGAGAGGAUGUUUCUGCAGCCAUGAGCUCAGGAAAGUCUGGCAACUCUCUGAAUUCCUCAGUGGAUGACAGUGCAGAGAGUGGACUCGGCACUGCCUCGUCCAUCCAUGGAUCUGUUUAUCGCAAAAUCAGACCUUAUCUGCAUCAAAUCUCUCAGAAGUCCAUCGAUGAUAAGAACAUCUGGAUCAGAUGUGAGAACGCCACGACUCAGACGGGAAGAAUACGUCCGCCACUGAAGCUGAUAGAGAAUGCUUCGUUUGUCUCCACUGACGACCCGGAUCUGCUGGAAGUGCUGAGUCUCUAUGACGACAAUAAUGCUGAUGAUGAUGAAUUUGCCAUCUCGGAUUCGGAAACCUCGUCGAAAUUCCAAGACGACACUCUGUCAGAGGACGCACGGUCGGAGAAGAGUGUGGUCAGGAGGGUUCCAGAGGAUCAGAGCGAGGAUGACGUGGUGCUGAGGCGCAAAGGCAGCGUUCCGAAGACGGUCAAGUGCUUAGACAGACUGGCGAUGUCAGUGUCGUGCAGUCCAAAUGGCGCGAACAAACCGAUAAAUAACACUUGUAUGGUACCUGAGAAUCAGUGCAAUAGCUUACCUUUGAAUCGACGGUUGGCGAAAGAGAAGCUCCUUCCGCUGGUGGGAACCAACAACAACAAUAACAACGAGAACAUGAGCGAUUCCGCCCUGCCCGUCAGUCGGCGACCCUUCUGCCUGCCCAUGAGCCAGGAGUCAUUCCACAACAUCUCCCAGUUGCCAUCGCCCAGCUCCACGUCUCUCCACAGCGGCGGCAAUCGGCGGUCAGCACUGAUGGUGCAAGAGCUCACCACGAAGAGCAACUCAGCGCCGCUGCUGCUGAAGAAGGAGCACAAGCGAGACACCUUCACGGAUCAGACAGCCAGUCUACGAUACUCACGAUCGCAGAGCGACAGAUACUUGGCAGAAAUCGAAGCCAUUGAGGCCUGCAAAUGGCUGCGAGCCGCUGGUUUUCCGCAAUACGCUCAGAUGUACGAAGACCUGCAGUUUCCCAUUGAUUUGAGCAACGUGGCGAAGGAUCAUCCCUUCCUGGAAAACGAUCCCCUGCAGUCACUGUACCGGCGUCUCGUGGCCCUAAAUCGCUGUGCCGCCAUGCGACUGGACGGAACCCACAAGCAUGGGAAUAAUGACGACUCGGACGAUGAUAGUUGCGCCCUGAGCGAAAACUGGACCUUCCAGCCACAGAGUCGGCGAUGGUCACGAGUUGGCGAGAUGGACAUCCCGCCGCCGCCGGCCAAGGGUGACAAGAGCAAGGACAAGCUGAACAUCUCCUCGCGGGAAUCCUCUCCGGAAAGCACGGACGCAUUUGACUUGCUCGGCCUGCCGCACGGGGGCGAUGCAGAUUUGCAGUCCAAGUUCCGUCGCUCCGGCAGUGAACGCCUCAGAGAUGGCGCCAAAGCCCUGCUCAAGCGCGUCGAGUCGAUCAAGUCGAAGCGGAGAAAACGCCAGAACAGGGAAGGUGUUAUAAUAAGCGGACCGCAGGUUCUGGAUUUCAGUCAGAUGAGCCAGAAGAUGAGCGACUUGAAGUGCGUGGAUGUUUUCUCUCAUCCAUGCUCUCCAAUUCCCACCAGUCCAACCAUCAUGACACCGAAGCAUUUGUUCUUGAACAACAAUGAGCUGCGAUUGCCCUUCACUGAUCCCAAUCGUCUCAGUCCCAAGCAUAUUCCCAGCAAGAAGCAUCACUAUCGCUCGCUGUCCAAUCGCACGAGUCCUCUGCACUUCAUGGGCCAGACCUCAUCGAAGUCCGGCGAUGACUCCUCAUCCUACUGCAGUGACACCAACAGUCAGGACUCGGGCACUAUUCGUGUGGGCAGGAAGAAGCCCAACAGAGCCAGGAGAUUCUUCCAGCGCGGCAGCAAGGUUGAAGAUGCAGGCGCCCUGUCAGACUCUGAGUGUCAUCCGGGGAAGAAUAAGUACUUCAAGGAUCCGUCAGUAGCGGGUUCGGAGGUGAAAACUUCGAAGUUGUCCAGAGGAGGAUCGCUGAAUCUUGGAAAGGAGUCUGACAAGUACAGAGAUGCCUUCCAGAAGAGGAGCUUGCGAUCCAGAAGCACAAUCCGGAAGCAUGAGCGCAAGACGGACAGCGACAGCAAAGAUGAGGAUGUUAUUUUGAGAUCAAACCGAGGUCCUGUUGUUCGAUGGCACAGCUUCCAGACUGCUGACAAGUCUGAGAUCAGAUUCUCACGGCCACUCUCCGCUCAAGGAUCUAAGAAGAAGGAGACUGGAAUUCAAUUUGCCGCUCUGUCAUGUGGUCAGUUCCAGGUCAUCAGGAAGUUGGCCCUGGUCACGCUGACCGGCUACAUGGAGCGCUACUGUCCGUCUCAUCGAUCGGGAUGGAACUGGGAGUUGCCGAAGUUCAUCAAGAAGAUCAAGACGCCGGACUACAAGGACAAGAAGGUCUUCGGUGUGCCUCUGCUGCUGGUUCUCCAGCGAACUGGACACACUCUGCCCACCUCGAUUCAGCAGGCGCUCAAGUGGCUGAAGGCGAAUGCCCUGGAUCAGGUGGGACUGUUCAGGAAGUCAGGCGUGAAGAGUCGCAUCUUCAAGAUCAAGGGCAUGGUGGAGGUGGCUAAGGAGUCCGAAUUGGUGACACUGUUCGAUGGGCAGCAGGCUUACGAUGUGGCUGACAUGGUGAAGCAGUACUUCAGGGAAUUGCCAGAAUCUCUGCUGACCAGUAAAAUGUCUGAGACAUUCAUUGCGAUUUUCCAACACUUGCCUCCAGAGGUGCGUCUCGAUGCUGUGCAGUCUGCCGUUCUCCUUCUCCCUGAUGAGAACCGAGAGGUGCUCUACACCCUAAUUGUCUUCUUGAAUCAAGUGUCUGAGUGUUCCAUGUUCAAUCAAAUGACUGCGAAUAAUUUAGCUGUGUGUCUGGCUCCGUCAAUAUUCCACGGAGGAAUCAUCAGUCCGAGGUCAAAUUCCGUGUCUCCGCGUCGUCGAAAGCCAGCAGGAUUGCCAGAUCCGCGGGAAUUGUGCGAAACAAAGGCCUCCCAUGAGUGUCUCACUUUUCUCAUCCAGAACUACCGCACGAUCUUCAUGAUUGCCAAUGAGAAGAUGCAAUUGUGCAAGUUUAGCUACAUGGAUGAAUCCAAGCCGGUCACAUUGGAUACACUUGGUGAGGAAAUUCAGCUGCACGACUGGCGUGGAUAUCUCUAUGAAUGCACAACGGCGGCUAUCAAGGAGGGCAGAGAGAAGUCCCGAGGCUGGAUAUCAUCCCAAUCGCUGGACUCUCAUGUGGACAUUGCGUACAAGAAGAUCGGCGAUGGUCAUCCGCUUAGACUGUGGAAGUGCACAGUGGAAGUUGAAGCGCCCCCAACUGAAGUGCUCCAUCACAUUGUGAAGGAGCGCCACUUGUGGGACACUGAUCUGCUGAAGUGGCGCAUUAUUGACCAGUUGGAUGAGAAGAGUGAGAUUUUCCAGUACGUUUGUGGUGGACAAUCAAUCACGGAUUAUUGUGUGCUCAGGUCUUGGAACACUGAGCUUCCGCGGGGCGCUUGUGUCAUCGUGGAGACAUCCAUUGAUCAUCCGGACGCUACUCUUCUCCUGCUGGGCGGCGUGAGAGGCGUUGUCCUGGCGUCACGCUACCUUAUUGAGCCAUGCGGCAGCGGCAAGUCACGGAUCGUCCAUUUGGCACGUGUGGAUGCAAAGGGGCGCACACCGGAGUGGUACAACAAGAGCUAUGGUCACAUUUGCAGUCACUAUCUCAGCGCCAUUCGCAACUUCUUCAAGCAUGUGACUCAGGGCCCAGAGAGCAAGGUAUGAGACUUGCUGCAGCCGCCCAAGGCGCACCCAUGAGAGCUCCACAAUGGCCAGAGAGCCAAGAUCCAGUGAAAUGGACAGCUUGUGAAAAUGUCUUUUGUGUAUUCAGCUUUUCUGCUGCUUUGAGCAUUUCUUUUGCUGUCUAGAGAACCUGAGUUAUGGGAAUAUUUUCUUUAAAACUUGAGUAUUUUCGGGCAAAAUUAAGGACAAGCAAUACUCAGUUCUAUACCACAGUUGAACAUUUCUUUCUCCAAACUUUGGGGAAAAUAAUAUUAUAUAUAAUAUUUGGUUUCAAAUCUAUCACGUUUUAUACUAGUCAUCUCGUAGAUGUAAAUUCAUUUGUAAAUGUGAAAGAGAAAAUAUUACUGUUGAUACAUAUCCUCGUAAUGAAAAGUGUACUCCUUUCGUGUAAAUGAUAUAACAAUCCAAAGAAUGUCCUACAAAAAUAUAUACAUACAUAUAUAUCAAAAGAAAACAGUGUAUAAUGUUAGGUGAAUUAGGGUCCAAAUAUAAUCAGUCUACUGAAAUGUUGUCUAAUAUACCAUAUUGUCUAUUAAGAUAUACUUUUUUGUUCAUAGUGUAUAAAGGACUUAUAUAAUAUACAGAAAAUAAUUGAUAUUGUUGAUGGAGUGCAGCCUUUUCGGGAACUUAAUUCUGAGUGGGAUUCUCAAGAAUUACCCGAGAAGCUUUGGGUAAAGUAUUAAGGAGAAAGAGAGAGAAGAAAACAUGCAUUCAGACAGAGAGUUAAUCAACUUUAUUAUUUUUUGUAACACUAUAUUUGAGCGAAAGGAAAAAAAAUCAUCAUUUUUUUGGAGUAAUGUUUAAAGAGAAGGACAUAAGAAAUAUAUUGGAUGGCAUUUGACGUGUAUUUAAAAGAAGAGAGCAAAGAGAAAUAAAGGAAAAUGUUUAUAGAGAU